This is a messenger RNA of Bufo bufo (common toad), 945 nucleotides long. RefSeq names its product olfactory receptor 5V1-like. Gene Ontology annotation, biological process: G protein-coupled receptor signaling pathway. Bases 1 to 945 code for a protein of 314 amino acids. Gene Ontology annotation, molecular function: olfactory receptor activity; G protein-coupled receptor activity. Gene Ontology annotation, cellular component: membrane. The transcript has a single exon. Lineage: Eukaryota; Metazoa; Chordata; Amphibia; Anura; Bufonidae. The record is from RefSeq and is a predicted model, not a curated record.
AUGGAGAACGUAAACCAAACAAUGGUGAGAACCUUCAUUCUUUUAGGAGUUUCCAAUGCUCCUGAACUACGGCUGCCGUACUUCCUGUUGUUCUUUCUGAUGUAUACAGCAACAUUGAUUGGUAAUCUUCUACUGAUCAUUGUGGUAAAACUUAAUUCCCGUCUCCAGACACCUAUGUACUUCUUCCUCAGCAACCUUGCAUUCAUUGAUAUUUGCUUCUCCACCACCAUUGUCCCAAAAAUUCUUGCAAACACUAUAUCCCAUGAUCGGUUAAUUUCCUUUUUGGGAUGUGCAACACAAAUGUAUUUCCAUUUGGCUCUAGGAGCUACAGAAUGUUUAAUAUUGGCUGUCAUGGCCUAUGAUCGAUAUAUUGCAGUAUGCAAGCCUUUGCAGUAUAAUGCUAUUGUAGACAAAAAACUUUGCCUGUCUAUGGCUUCUGGAUCAUGGAGUGUCAGCUUUUUGAACUCUGUGAUCCACGCAGUCUUCACUUUUCAGUUGCCUUAUUGCAAGUCCAACCAUGUAAACCACUUUUUCUGUGAGAUGCCACCACUUUUCCGGCUUUCAUGUACAGAUACGUGGUUCAAUGAAAUUGCUGUAUAUAUCUCUGGUGGACUUAUCGCCCUUUGUUCAUUCCUAUUAACAUUGCUAUCUUAUGUUCAUAUAAUUUCUGCUAUACUAAACAUCCACUGCUCGAAAGGAAGACAAAAAGCUUUCUCUACUUGUUCAUCCCACCUUGUAGCUGUGUCCCUCUACUAUGGAACCAUUAUGUUUAUGUAUUUGCGCCCACGAUCAAUAUACUCCCCAAAUCGGGAUAGAGUCGUCUCAAUCCUUUAUACAGUAGUGACUCCAAUGUUGAAUCCCAUCAUCUACAGUGUAAGGAAUAAAGACUUCACUGAAACCACCAAAAAGACUAUUAGCUCAAUAUUGUACUCCAGAAGUAUGUAG